UCGAUCGAUUGAUCGCGGCUUGUGGACGGUGGACAGUGUGCAUUCAUUCAUUUACAGAAAGCUAUUUCAAUGGACUGCACCAAGUUUGGGAAACUGCAUCAGCAAUUUUUAUGCUGUUAUCCAGUUAACAAGAUGGCCUGGUCGACGCUGCAAUUGCCGCUGGAUCUGGAUGCGCAACGCGCUUUGAUAGCGGCAACCUGUGCGCAUCCGUUGAAUCAACGGUUUCCAGUACGUCGCAGUUACCAGGAGGCGUUCGUGAAGCGUCUGAUGCAGCUGCUCAAGGAUCACGAAGAGCUGCACGACGACAUCUACGACAGUCUGUGUGGCCAGUUGGCCAAGGCGACACUUGACGAAGAUGCCACGAGUUCAACAGGUUCCACAAGUUCCACUUAUGCCUACAAACAUUAUGUGCUGCAGCCGGAGGAGCACAUCACUCUAAAGGAGUGCAACAGCUUUGUCAGCGAGGGCACCACGGGACUGUGCACCUGGGAGGCAGCUUUGGCCUUGGCCGACUAUCUGCUGGAACAUUCCAGUCUGCUGAAUGCAAAGAAUGUGCUGGAACUUGGCGCCGGUGCGGGAUUGCUGGGAAUUCUGCUCAAGCAGCGGUCACUGCAACUGCCAGUUGGUCAAGUGCUGCUCACUGAUGGCAGCGCUCCUUGUGUGCAGCUGAUGCGGGACAACAUUGCACUCAAUUUCCAGGAUGAGCCAGCGAACAGUGAACUGGCCCCCAAAUGUGCCCAGUUGCGUUGGGAUCAGGUUUCGCAGUUCCCUUGGUCAGAGUAUGCCACACCCGACCUGCUGCUCGCUGCCGAUGUCAUCUACGAUGAUACACAGUUCGAGUCACUGCUGCAUGCACUCGAUUACAUCUUUAAUCUCCGCAAGAAUCGAUGCCAAAUGCUGCUGGCCAGCACCGUCAGAAAUGUGGACACACUUCACAAAUUCAUGCAGCAACUGGAGGAGCGUCAUUACCAGGUGACGCCGUGUGCCAAUGUCUCCGCCUGCUCCAGCCAUUUUUGUCGGGAUCACACGGCAGCCGUGCAAAUUGUUUGCAUUAAACGUUAACAAAUAACUAACUUUAAUAUACGUAUACAUAAAAUAAUCAAUACAACAACAACAAUGCUUAUUGAUGCAGUGCAUCAUUGGCUAAUGGUCGGUAUGGUGCCAUCAUUUAGCCAACGCACAUUCAACUGUUCAAUCUGAUGCUUCAUGAAGAUAAUGCCAUACACCUCACACUGUAUAUCCUGCAACUUGGUGCGAUGCGUUCUCGGCACCUUCAUGCCCACCACGAGGGCAACCAGAGCUGUGAUUAUCAUAAAAACGAAUCCUUGGGCCAUCAGUGUGUUCUCAUCCACCGAAUAGAAAUACGAGUUCUCCACAUUCGCCACAAAGUAAUAAUAAACCACACUGACGCUGAUCAACUUCAUAGUGUAGGAGGCAAAGAUGAUGCACUCGGUGAAGCGAAGAUGUGUGACCUCCAGGAGCACAAUCUGUUGGCUGGAGUACGACAUGCCAAAGAGCAGUAGGAGAAACCAGAAUGUCACCUUGGAACCGGUUGUGCCAUAAAUGAUCAUGCCCAGCACCGUGAUCAGCAGCAACAACAACUGUGUGCUAACAAAUUGCACCUUGGCCGAGUAGAAACAUAGGCAAAUGAUGGCCAACACGCUGCCGGCAAAGAUGACCCAAAACAUGGCAUCAAUGUGGGCCAAAUCAUGCAAGCGCAUUGCAUCAUUCAAGGCAAACCAAAACACCAAAUAGAUGAACAAUGCAUAUUGCACAGCCUCGGUGAAGAGAAGCAACAAGGUCACAUGCCAUUGUUGAUUCUUGGUCACAUAAAAGAACUGCAACUUUUUGAUGACCUCCGCUCUUGGCUCAAAGAUGCUGCCAUUGGCAUUGGCAAUUCUCAGAUCAUUAUCCAGACUAUUGGUCAUGUCAACUGUGCCGAGCACAUGCAACACUUUCAGGCCAAUGAGUACAGCCAACAUGACGGCCGAUAUCGAUAAAUAUGUGGCUGCAAAGUUCACAUAGAUGCCAUCGAUCAGUUGCUCCGUUGUCGCCGCUUGUCCCGCAUAUUCAUUCAGAUUCUUCACGUACGAGGCUCCGAUCAGGCUCACAGCCGAUGAGAUGCCCCCCAGAUAGCAGCUACAACAGCCGGAAAUCAUCAGGGAUCGGCUUACUUUCGAGCUGAUCGUGUGCAGGAAUCCAUAUCCGGCCACAAAUGUCAGACUGUGUGCCACAUACGACAUAUAGGCACCCACGUGAUCUAAGCAACGAAAGAAUGACAGAGAUAAAAAAAAAGUUACAGAUAUAUAUAUAAAAGAAA
Drosophila innubila is the source of this 2320-nucleotide messenger RNA. Its product is annotated as protein-lysine N-methyltransferase EEF2KMT. The coding region runs from base 70 to 1062 and encodes 330 amino acids. NCBI's taxonomy places the organism in Eukaryota, Metazoa, Arthropoda, Insecta, Diptera, Drosophilidae. The transcript has 3 exons. The record is from RefSeq and is a predicted model, not a curated record.